UUGUCGGGGACAUUGUUUUCCUCAAGUGUGUAACGACUUCGCAUUAUGUCAAGAGGAGAUAGGCUAAUAAGCACAUAACACUUUUAUCGAGAAAAUCCGUCCAGCUCCAAGGGUAGGAUUGGGCGUCAUUUGUCAAAAUUGGCACUUGUCAGUCUUUUGGUUGAAGAAGAAAGGAGUUUUGUGGGACGUUAUGAAGAAACUAGGCUCCUUGGUGUCCAGUACCCUGGCUGGGAGUGACUGGUCAAUAUUCAAGCCACCUGAUCUUAAGGAGGAAGUGGAAAGGGACAUCAUGAAGAAACUAGGCUCCUUGGAGUCCAGUACACUGGCUGGGAGUGACUGGUCAAUAAAAGAACCACUUAACUUUAGGGAGGAAGUGGAAAGCAUCAAGUCCUGGGACUGGGUUUAUGCGCCAUCUGUGUCGACCUUUAGUGUGGCUGGGAGUGACUGUUCAAUAGACAAGCCACCUAACCUCAGGGGGGAAGUGGAAAGGGGCAUCAUGAAGAAACCAAGCUCCUUGGUGUCGAGUAUCGUGUCCAGGAGUGACUGGUCAAUAGACAAGCCACUUAACUUUAGGGAGGAAGUGGAAAGCAUCAAGUCUUGGGAUUCUGGUUAUGCACCAUCUGUUUCAUCCUCAGGGACCUCCUACUGUGGGACUCAUGUGAAGGACCACUACACAUCUCCAGACCUGGAGAGACACCAGCUACAGGACCUCACGCAUCAGGAGACCCUGGUGAACCAUCAAGAGACCUCCUCAACAUCAUUAAUCAGAAAAGGUCAAUCUCUGAGAAUCAUGUUGAUUGGAGCGACUGGAGUGGGAAAGAGUGCUGUGGGCAACAUCAUCCUGGGAAGAGAAGCAUUUCACUCAGAUAACUCAGUUACACAAGUAUAUGAAGGAGUGUGUAUGGUUAGUCUAAGACCAGUUAAAGUGAUUAACACACCUGGUAUUUUACAAACAGACAGAGAUGCAGAUGAUGUUAGAGUGAAAUGUAUGACAUACUCGUCACCAGGACCCCAUGUUAUCCUGCUGGUGAUUGCAGUGGGGAGGUUCAGUACGGAGGAACAGAAGGCGGUCAGAGCCCUACAGGAGCUCUUUGGGGAAAGAGCUGCAAAGUACAUGAUGAUCCUGUUCACUCACAGUGAUGAACUGCAUGGUCAGACUAUUGAUGAAUAUCUGCACUCUGCCCACCCCAAACUAAGGGGGAUUAUAAAGAGCUGUGAUGGACGAUACCAUGUGUUCAACAACAGGAGCAGAGACCACACACAAGUUGUGGAGCUGUUCAAGAAAAUAGAUGACAUGGUUAACAGAAAAGGGGGAGGUCACUUCACUGAGGAGAUGUACGAAGAGGUGAGGAUGCCCGAACUAAAGACGAUGGCACCCAUUCAUAAGAAGCUAGUCAUGGUUGGUGGUUAUGAAUGUGAGAAGAGAAGUUUGCUCAUACUUCUCACCAAAGGUGAAUUACCUGACGUGUAUAUCCCUUCUGUCUUUGAAAACUGUUCUACUGAUAUUGAAGUUGAUGGGAAACAGGUGGAGCUGACUCUGUGGGACACAGCAGGCCAGAAGGACUACGACAGACUGCGACCCCUGUCUUACCCCGGCACGGACGUCAUACUCAUGUGCUUCUCCAUAGAUAGCCAAAACAGUUUGAAGAGCAUUCCAGACAAGUGGGCUCCGGAGGUCAAACACUUCUGCCCGAACACUCCCAUCAUUCUGGUGGGCACCAACAAGGAUCGGCGCAAUGGUGACCACAUAUGUCAGGAACUAGCAAAGAGGAACCAGGAGCCUGUUAAAAAAGAGGAGGGUUGGGAUAUGGCCAUUCGCAUUAAUGCCUUUGGCUACAUGGAGUGCUCAGUCAAGACGAAGGAGGGCGUCACUGAGGUGUUUGAACUGGCCGCUAGGGCAGCGCUGCAAGGUGAGAAGCGCCACAGAAAGAACACCUGCCCCGUGUCAUAAAGGGCAAGAGGAUGCUGGGAAAGGGAGGAGAGGGGACAUAAACCAGGCCAACCAACAAAACAGAGGGGUGGCUAUUAGAAAAGGAGAGGAACGCAUGACCUGCUGAGGGACGGGGACAGAGACAUCGAAUCAGGCCAAAGGACCUAGCGAACUAAAAGAGACUUAGUAUCCACAAGGUCAACACGCUGUCUUUUGUAAGAUGGAAAGGUGACUAUGCUACGUAAAGAAAGUUGUGUAGCACACUAUACUACACUUGCAUCUGAAUACGAUGGUGCUGCUCAGUAUCCAUCACCUUUGUUCCCAGAAGAUGGAUUUAUUUUCUUUUUGUUUUGGGGGGUGAUGCCACUGGUUGAAUCUAUGGAACAAAAAACUAUGUAUUACUGCAUUGAAAUGAAACAAAUCCAAAUAAAAAUUAAAGU
Molecule: messenger RNA, 2370 nt
Organism: Sardina pilchardus (European sardine)
Lineage: Eukaryota; Metazoa; Chordata; Actinopteri; Clupeiformes; Clupeidae
Exons: 10
Coding region: 191-1951 (586 amino acids)
Biological process (GO): small GTPase-mediated signal transduction
Cellular component (GO): cytosol
Molecular function (GO): GTP binding; GTPase activity; protein kinase binding
Source: RefSeq, a predicted model, not a curated record